Messenger RNA from Lingula anatina, 2285 nucleotides. RefSeq lists its product as uncharacterized. NCBI's taxonomy places the organism in Eukaryota, Metazoa, Brachiopoda, Lingulata, Lingulida, Lingulidae. The record is from RefSeq and is a predicted model, not a curated record. Gene Ontology annotation, biological process: regulation of gene expression. Gene Ontology annotation, cellular component: nucleus.
AACAACCAUCUGGUUGCAUACCUUUAAAUGGAAUAGUAUCCCACUUUUUCAAAUUAUAUUCCAUCUUUUCGUAGCUAAUAUCUUCGUUGCUGUCGAAGGCAGUCGGGAUGGGAGGAUAAAUGCCUCGCAGAUUAAGCUUCUGUUGCGUCGACAUGGUGCGGAGAAUGACUCUAAAUCCGUCUGAUUUUGGACUAAGUUUGCCCAAAUAAGCUUUUACGAAGGGCCGCAAGGACAGUGAAGAGAAUGGGUUUAAUUUCACCGCCAUUCAAUUAGUGUUGUUUUGCAAAGCCCUGCAACGUCCCUGGAAGUGUCUUAUUUUACUUCCGGAAAAAGCUCCGAAGAAUAUUUUUCGAUGUGCAUUUGUAUGAUAGCCUUUGGUAAUUGAAAGAUUAAGAAAUAGCUGGAAGAAUACCUGAUUCAUUCCUUAUUUUUAUACAUUAUCUGAUUUGCUAACAAUUUGAGAAAUUGUUGAAGAGUAACAUUUCUUCAAGUCACUCGCGGAAGGAUACAAGGUAGACAGUUAAGGCCGACAUAAAGGCAUUCCGCGAAGUCGUGUUUACGUGUUGGCACGAAAUAUGAAACUUUGAAGGUUCCCUCUCUGUUGCUCAUGAUAUUACAUGGUGAAAUAGUGGUACAUUUCCUAAGAUGGAAAAACAACCGUUACAGCAGAAGAAAAGCCCACUAAAAAAAGAUGACCACAACCGUCAAAACGAAAGUAAUUCCACAGGUGUAGCUAUUCCUGGAGAUCAGACCUCCACACAUAUAGAAGAAAAAAAUUCACCAGCAGAAGAAAGUGGUCUUAAUGUUUUACACACAAGUGCAGAGAAUAUCACACCAACUAGUAACAGUUCCAUAGUGACAGUAUUAUCUGACCUUGGCACCACAGACCUCAACUUUGAGGUACCCACAGAGGUUUUACAGACAGCUCAACUCUUGACAGAGUUUUCCUCCCAACCAGCUGCUGCCUCAAGUGAUUUGCAAGAUCAUAUACAGUUUACUAACAGUGCUUAUCAACAUGAACCUAAUCAAACUGUGGAGUCACUAUUACAGUCUCACUCAAAGCAGGUGGUCAUAGUGAAUCCUGGUAGAAGUUCAGUCGAGACCACUACAGGCAUUGCCACUGAGAGCAAUUCCCUGAAUGAUGCAAAUAGGCAAACAGUGUUCAUAAUCAAUAAUGAUGGUACAAUGUCAACAGCCCGUAGGUGGGGGACUUAUCUGUGUGAAAGCAAUGGUGAAAGUAGCACAGAGAAUGAUGCCUUACCACAACCUAAUGUGGUAGUUGUGACCAACCCUGGUGCUGAGCAACACAAUGCUGAUGGAACACCCACUACAGCCACCACCACCACCUCCAUACAACAGAACUUCUCCAACCUCACUAAAUUGCUGGUCCCAGUUGAUUCUGUAGUUCUUAGGAAUAUUGCACCAAAGUCAGAAAGUAAUGAGGAGGAUAGCAUUGCCCAUCAAGUUGAUCAAGCAAAUCAUAUAACAGAUGGAAAUGUAAAGGAGCUAGUUCAGGUCUCAGACCCUCAUCUUCUUCCCCCACCCCCAGGACCAAUAUUGUUUCAGGUUAUGAAAGAUGAUGGGACUGUCCAAAGUGUUAAUAUCAAUCCGGUUGAUCAGCUACAGGAACAAACAGAGAGCUCAGCAACAGCAGCAGAUCCUGGGGGUCAAAUAGUUUAUGAGCCAAAGAAGCCAUUUAAGUGUGAACUCUGUAGUGCCUCUUUUACUUUACUUGGGAAUCUGAACAGGCAUAGGAUGAUUCAUUCUAUUAAUGCCAAGGAAGAAUGUCGUUUCAAGUGCAACGAGUGUGGCCGCUUUUUUCUGCAGCGUUGUGACUUGAUAAGACACACAGAUAUCCACAAUAAGACUGAACCAUACAAGUGUGAGAUAUGUGGAAAAGGCUACAUAAGACGCAGUGACCUGGUUGUACAUACACGCUUUCACAAGAGAGAGAAGCAUUGCCAGUGCACUUAUUGUGGCAAGACUUAUUACCAAUCAGGAGACCUUAAUCGGCAUAUACGCAGUGUACAUCUGCAGUAUAAAAUGUUGACUUGUGGACAUUGUAAGAAAAAGUUUACCAAAGAGGCCACUCUUAUGAGACACAUGCAGGCUAACCAUAGAGACAUAAUACUGCAAUCAGUGGACCAAUUAUCAACCCAGACAGACAGAAGUGAGCAUGAAAAUUCAGUCUCUGAGCCAGAUGACUGCCCUAUUACAGAAGACACAGACGCACAAUCAAAAAUGGAACAGAGUAGUCAGUGACUGAUGAGCAACAGGAGCUGACA